Messenger RNA from Toxorhynchites rutilus septentrionalis, 1221 nucleotides. RefSeq lists its product as uncharacterized. The coding region runs from base 1 to 1221 and encodes 406 amino acids. The record is from RefSeq and is a predicted model, not a curated record. NCBI's taxonomy places the organism in Eukaryota, Metazoa, Arthropoda, Insecta, Diptera, Culicidae. Gene Ontology annotation, molecular function: nucleic acid binding; zinc ion binding. The transcript has a single exon.
AUGUCACUGAGCACCGGUCAAAUGACCGGUAGCUCCCCCACUCCACCUGGGCUUCCCCCAGAAGAACCUCCUGGAUUCCAAGACCACGGGAAAAUCCCGCAUUAUAUGCGGGGUGAUGAUGAGUUGAAUCAAACUAGAGUUCUAGUUUUGCAGCGAAAAAUGGAAGAAGAUAAAACAAAAAAUCCAGAGAAGAAUGAGAGGAAGAUGAUACCUCGCCUUCCUGAACCAUUCAUCAUCGAAACUUCAGUUGAACUAGCAGUAGGCAAAAAAGAAGCUAAAACUAUUAAAGCCUCCCGCGAAGGACGUCGAUACCUUCUCUGUACGAAUUCGAGAACAAUUACUGAAAAGCUCACUAAAAUGACGGAACUCAUAGAUAAAACAGAAUUUGAAAUAUUCGUCCAUCCUACUCUGAAUACGGUACAGGGAACGGUGUAUGAACCGGACUCCAUCAAUACCGAUAUGAAUGUGUUUAUUGGGAAGUUGAAAUCGCAAGGUGUACAAUCAAUUCGACGUAUAAAAAAACGAAUAAACGGAGACCUGCAAAACACCCCUUUACUGGUCAUAACGUUCAAUGGCUCGGUUCUACCCAAGUAUGUAUACUUUUGUAUGCUACGAAUUGCAGUACGCCCAUACUAUCCACUGCCCCUGCUCUGUUUCAAAUGCGGUGCUUAUGGUCACCCACAAAAAUUCUGCCCACAACAAAAUAGUAUCUGUAUGAGAUGCUCACAGGCCUCUCACCUUGCUGAUGGAGAGCGGUGUGAAAAUCCCCCUCACUGUUUUCAUUGUAAGAACGGGCACCCAACAACAUCUCGUGACUGCCCAAAAUACAAGGAAGAGAAUCAAAUUGUUCAUAUCAAAGUGAACCAGUGUAUCUCUUUCAUUGAAGCAAGGCGUAUAUAUAACGAAGAAAAUAAAAAGGAAUCAAUCCAGAACCAACUGAAGCAAGAAUUAACGGCCAAGGACAUAUUGAUAGCAAAUCUGCAGAAGCAAGUAGACCUCUUAGCAAAACAAGUUGCCCAACUCAAAUCAGCUUUGAAACAACGUUCUCAAAGUCGUCCUUCAACCCCAAAAACCCCACUCACCCAACCAAACUCAGUAGCCAAGACAGGAUCUUCACCAAGCCAAAAGACUACAGCAUCGCAGCAAAACAACACUCGUUUAUCAAGAAAAGACCAAGUAGAAUUUGCCCAGCAGCCUCCGAAGCUAGACAAAGAGGUGUAA